AUGGACCAUAAUGAAGAAUACUUUCUAGAAGUUUCGAAAUACAUUGAACCUACUCCAUUAAAACCAGAUUCUGUAAUCUCCAGGGUUUUUGGUGUUUCAGUGGUUAACAAUCAACGAAGAAGACGAAGAAAGAAGAAAGAAAAUGCCGUGCCUGAACAUUUCAACGAACGUGAGUCUUGAAGGAGUUGAUACUUCUUCUAUCCUCUCAGAAGCUACCUCUUCCAUUGCUAAACUCAUUGGCAAACCUGAAUCUUAUGUCAUGGUGGUGCUUAAGGGAUCAGUACCAAUGGCAUUUGGUGGAACUGAACAGCCUGCAGCGUAUGGUGAGCUUGUAUCCAUUGGAGGCCUUAAUCCUGAUACCAACAAGAAAUUGAGUGCUGCCAUUGCCUCAAUUCUCGAGACCAAGUUGUCCGUACCCAAAUCACGUUUCUUCCUCAAAUUCUAUGACACCAAGGGUUCCUUUUUCGGAUGGAAUGGAUCUACCUUUUGAAUAAAUGGGAAGGUGCGAUCGUUAAUUGCUUCAGUCUUUCACUACUAGAGCUUGUAUGCUGGAACUACCUCUGUAGUUGGUAGAAUGCUAUUAUCUAGUAUUGUGUCUUGAACUAAUAAAUAUGACACUGUAAUUAUCUUGCCUCUAUAUUGGCAAACCUCUAUUAUGGAGUUGUGAAUGUUAGCAUUUGCCACUAUAAGACAAGACUAUGAUAUCCUUAUUCUGUUUCAACUUUCAUGAUCCAUUAUGGGAAAUAUUCAGUCUUAUGUUGUC
This is a messenger RNA of Amaranthus tricolor (Joseph's coat), 763 nucleotides long. RefSeq lists its product as uncharacterized. The transcript is spliced from 3 exons. Lineage: Eukaryota; Viridiplantae; Streptophyta; Magnoliopsida; Caryophyllales; Amaranthaceae. Gene Ontology annotation, molecular function: phenylpyruvate tautomerase activity. Bases 143 to 490 code for a protein of 115 amino acids. The record is from RefSeq and is a predicted model, not a curated record.